Messenger RNA from Cavia porcellus (domestic guinea pig), 1065 nucleotides. Its product is annotated as zinc finger protein 709-like. Gene Ontology annotation, biological process: regulation of transcription by RNA polymerase II. Gene Ontology annotation, cellular component: nucleus. The annotation marks the transcript as partial. The record is from RefSeq and is a predicted model, not a curated record. NCBI's taxonomy places the organism in Eukaryota, Metazoa, Chordata, Mammalia, Rodentia, Caviidae. The transcript has 3 exons. Gene Ontology annotation, molecular function: DNA-binding transcription factor activity, RNA polymerase II-specific.
AUAUGUAAGAAAUGUGGGAAAGCUUUUAGCAGUAAAAUUCAUUUUAAAAUACAUGAAAAUGUUCACACUGGAGAGAAACCCUAUGUGUGUAAGCAAUGUGGAAAAGGUUUCAUCCAACCUGGAAAUUGUAAGCAACAUGAAAGAUUUCACACUGAAGAGAAACCCUAUGUAUGUAAGGAAUGUGGGAAAUGUUUCACCAGACGUGGACGUUGUAAAGAACAUGAAAGAAUUCACACUGGAGAGAAACCAUAUGUAUGUAAGCAAUGUGGGAAAGCUUUUAAUACACGUGCAUAUUGCAAGGUUCAUGAAAGAAUUCACACUGGAGAGAAACCCUAUGUAUGUCAGCAAUGUGGAAAAGGAUUCACCAGACCUGGACAUUGUAAGCAACAUGAAAGAAUUCACACUGGAGAGAAACCAUAUGUAUGCAAGCAAUGUGGGAAAGGUUUUAACACACGUGCACAUUGUAAGAUUCAUGAAAGAAUUCACACUGGAGACAAGCCCUAUGUAUGCAAGCAAUGUGGGAAAGCUUUUAAAACAUGUGGAUGUUUUAAGGUUCAUGAAAGAACUCACACUGGAGAGAAACCAUAUGUAUGUAAGCAAUGUGGGAAAGCUUUUAAAACACAGGGAUAUUGUAAGAUACAUGAAAGAAUUCACACUGGCGAGAAACCAUAUGUAUGUAAGCAAUGUGGGAAAGCCUUUAACACACGUGGAUGUUUUAAGGUUCAUGAAAGAACUCACACUGGAGAGAAACCCUAUGUAUGUAAGCAAUGUGGGAAAGCUUUUAAAACACAGGGAGAUUGUAAGGUACAUGAAAGAAUUCACACUGGCGAGAAACCAUAUGUAUGUAAGCAAUGUGGGAAAGCCUUUAACACACGUGGAUGUUUUAAGGUUCAUGAAAGAACUCACACUGGAGAGAAACCCUAUGUAUGUAAGCAAUGUGGGAAAGCUUUUAAAACACAGAGAGAUUGUAAGAAACAUGAAAGAAUUCACACUGGAGAGAAACCAUAUGUAUGUAAGCAAGGUGGAAAAGAUUUUACCCUACAUAGACAUUAUAAUCUAACAUAA